This is a messenger RNA of Scomber japonicus (chub mackerel), 732 nucleotides long. Its product is annotated as regulator of G-protein signaling 7-binding protein B-like. The record is from RefSeq and is a predicted model, not a curated record. Bases 1 to 732 code for a protein of 243 amino acids. The transcript is spliced from 6 exons. Gene Ontology annotation, cellular component: nucleus; postsynapse; neuron projection. Gene Ontology annotation, biological process: G protein-coupled receptor signaling pathway. NCBI's taxonomy places the organism in Eukaryota, Metazoa, Chordata, Actinopteri, Scombriformes, Scombridae.
AUGUGUUCUGCACCGUACGGGCGGAAAAAGCGCCCAAGAUCCGCAGGGAGCAUUUUUCCCAUCAGUAAAGGGGCUCAGACGGAGCCGGAGCGCCGUGAGAGCACAGAGGGGGCCGUGGACUGCAGCAGGAUGACUGUCCAGGAAUUCAACACGCUCGUAGCGCUGUACCGAGAGCAGGUGAUCUGCGUCGGGGAGAUCUCCGCCGACUGUCCGUCUCUGCGGGCUCAGAUGCAGCACACGCGGGCCAAAGGAUGCUCCAUGGCCCGGGCUGCGCACCAGGACCUUGCCGUCAUGUCUGUUUCAGGUCCAGAGGACGGAGAGAUCCACCCUGAGAUCUGUCGGCUCUUCAUCCAGCUGCAGUGCUGCCUGGAGAUGUUCAUAACAGAGAUGCUGAAAUCCAUGUGCCUGCUGGGGGUGCUGCAGCUUCACCGAAAAAACUCGGAGCCAAAGGUGGACUUCAGGGUGGAUGAAAGCUCGGAUAUUCCCAUCCUGGAGGACCGAUCCUCCUCUUCCAUAGACUUCCCUCAUGAGCAGUGGCUGGUGGGAAACGAUAUUGAAAACAUAGAGAGAGAUAUGCGAGAGAUGCGAAACCUACUCAGCAAACUCAGGGACACGAUGCCUUUGCCACUGAAAAACCAAGAUGACAGCAGCUUGUUGAAUCUGACUCCUGACCCGCUGAUCAGACAGAGGAAGAGACGCUUCCCUGGACUCUGCUGCAUGGUGUCUGGCUGA